AUGGCGGGCAGCGGGCACACGUGGCCCAACAGCCAGGACGACUACGAGCUGCUGGAGGUGAUCGGCUGCGGCGCCACGGCCGUGGUGCACGCCGCCUACUGCCGCCCGCGCGGGGACAAGUGCGCCAUCAAGCGCAUCAACCUCGAGAAGUGGAACACCUCCAUGGACGAGCUGCUCAAGGAGAUCCAGGCCAUGUCCAGCUGCAACCACGAGAACGUGGUCACCUACUACACCAGCUUCGUGGUGAAGGAGGAGCUGUGGCUCGUGCUGCGCCUGCUGGAGGGAGGCAGUCUGCUGGACAUCAUCAAGCACAAGAUGCGCGUGUCCAACUGCAAGCACGGCGUGUUCGACGAGGCCACCAUCGCCACCGUGCUCAAGGAGGUGCUGAAGGGGCUCGAGUACUUCCACCAGAACGGGCAGAUCCACCGCGACGUGAAGGCCGGCAACAUCCUGCUCGGCGACGACGGCACGGUGCAGAUCGCGGACUUCGGCGUGUCCGCGUGGCUCGCCACCGGCCGCGACAUCAGCCGCCAGAAGGUGCGCCACACCUUCGUGGGCACGCCCUGCUGGAUGGCGCCCGAGGUCAUGGAGCAGAACCACGGCUACGACUUCAAGGCGGACAUCUGGUCAUUCGGCAUCACCGCCAUCGAGAUGGCCACCGGCACCGCGCCCUACCACAAGUACCCGCCCAUGAAGGUGCUCAUGCUGACGCUGCAGAACGACCCGCCGACGCUCGACACGGGCGCCGAGGACAAGGAGCAGUACCGCGCGUACGGCAAGACGUUCCGCAAGAUGAUCUCCGAGUGCCUGCACAAGGACCCGGCCAAGCGGCCCAGCGCCACGGAGCUGCUCAAGCACUCGUUCUUCAAGAAGGCCAAGGACCGCAAGUACCUGAUGCAGACGCUGGUGUCCAUCGGGCCUAGCAUGGAGACGCGCGUGCACAAGGCGAGCCGCCGACAGCCGGGCGCGUCGGGCCGCCUGCACCGCAUGGAGACCGGCGAGUGGGUGUGGGAGAGCUCGGACGAGGACGAGGCGGAGGACGCGGCGCCCGCGGGCCGGCCCAUGAACACGCUGCUGCGCGCCGACUCCAGCGACGACGACAGCGACGACAAGCCCGAGUUCACCAUCGGCUCGCCCGGCGCCGCCGACGCGCCCGUCAUCAACCUCGUGCUGCGCAUGCGCAACGACCGCAACGAGCUCAACGACAUCCGGUUCGAGUUCGCCGCCGGCAAGGACUCGUCGGACGGCAUCGCGACCGAGCUGGUGGGCGCGGGGCUGGUGGACGCGCGCGACGCGCAGCCCAUCGCGGCGCACCUCGCGCGCCUCGUGGACGGCUACCUGUUCCCCCCCGCCGCCGCCGCCCCCGCCCCCGCCCCCGCGCCGCUCACCUCCGUCACCUUCAAGCUCAACUCGGCGGACCCGGCGCUGCCCGCGGACGAGAAGGGGCUGCUGGGCCACGCGCAGAUCUCCAUCGUGGACUAGCCGCCCCCCCCCGCGCCCCGCGCCGCCACCCGCACUGCCCCGCUUUAAGCUUCAAGACGGACAAUAAUAUUCCCGGACCCGCGUCCGCUUAGUGUUAGUCUCUAGUGUGUAAUUAGUUUUGUAAGCGCUACCUACUACUACAUAUUUAAAGUUAAUGUUAGCAUAUGGGUGGAUAUGGAUUUAUAUAUAGUUGUGUAUUUUAUGUUUUACAGCUCAAAUAGAUGCAUAGCGAAUCUGAAAUUAUGAUUUCAUUAUAUCAUUAUUAGUUAUGAUUAUUUUAAAAUAUUUAUGUUUUUAAAUUAAUGGAACGCUUCAGUAAAGAUUAUCGCUUCAGAAGGCUUUGUGAAGUUAGUGCGUCUUAGUGUAUCACACCAAAAUUAAAAUAGGUAUUUUUGUAUUCAACCUAAGUAUAAGUGCCAUAUUUUUUAUCGACUAAUGGUUUCAAACUGAAAACUUAACUAGGCACCCAUAACGAUUGAGAAUUAGUUAAUUUUAAUCAAUUAUUGUAUUUGAACCACUUGUGAGCGAUAAUUUAAAAUGUUCUUUAUACUAUUUGUUAUAUUAUUUGUUUGUUGCUUGUUUUAAAAAUAUUUUUUGAAAAUAAAAUCUGAAACAAUA
Molecule: messenger RNA, 2100 nt
Organism: Plutella xylostella (diamondback moth)
Lineage: Eukaryota; Metazoa; Arthropoda; Insecta; Lepidoptera; Plutellidae
Gene: fray
Product: oxidative stress responsive kinase frayed
Biological process (GO): protein phosphorylation
Cellular component (GO): cytoplasm
Molecular function (GO): ATP binding; protein serine/threonine kinase activity
Source: RefSeq, a predicted model, not a curated record